This is a messenger RNA of Colletotrichum fioriniae, 1626 nucleotides long. RefSeq lists its product as uncharacterized. Gene Ontology annotation, molecular function: acyltransferase activity, transferring groups other than amino-acyl groups. Gene Ontology annotation, biological process: secondary metabolite biosynthetic process. NCBI's taxonomy places the organism in Eukaryota, Fungi, Ascomycota, Sordariomycetes, Glomerellales, Glomerellaceae. The record is from RefSeq and is a predicted model, not a curated record.
AUGUCAGCAACCACAAGCGCUGCACAACGUUGCAGCAUCGACGCAACCCGGAGAAUAUUCCCCAACUCACCUCCCACGAACUCCCUCGUCUCCAAGCUCUCAAUACUUGAUUCGACAGUCGCUCGUUUCACACCCACAGCUGCGAUAUGGCUUUACGACAAGCCAAAAGCAUUACAAUUCUCACACACCGAGUUGUUCGAGACCCUCGGCCACGCAUUGAGUCAAACGCUAGACAAUUACCCGCACUUUGCAGGCCAACUCCAAUGGGCUACACCUGAGCAGGUUCAGGAUGAUGCAGUCCCGCGACACCUUGGCCGGCUAGUCGUUGCGUAUGGCUCGACCGAAGAUCCGGGGAUUGAGCUAUCCAUCGCCACGCACGACUCGAAGCUCAGCGAUGUAGUUCCCAGCCGGGCCGAGAGAUCGACGAAUCUGAAAGAGUGGAACGCCUCGAGCUUUCAGCAAAGCGAUUUCUUGCCAAAAACCAACAUUGCGCUCAUGUCUCUAAAUGCUAUCGAAGGGCUGCCUGUCAUGGCUGUUCAGCUGACGUCCUUCAAGUGCGGAGGCUUCGGGAUCAGCGCCAUGAUCUCGCAUCCGCUAGCAGAUGCUGUGUGUUUGAUGAGUUUUAUGUACUUUUGGGCAACAAGGUCGAAGCUUCUACUCGGUAAUAUUGCCGCGUCCGAUGAUUUAGGACUAUUCAAACCUGUCUUUGAUCCGGCUCAACUCGACCAGGUUGCGGGGCUCACACCGGGAGGUCCCCCGGACGCAGCAAUAGUUGCAAAGGCUCGGGCACUGCCUAUGCACCGGUUCGACUGGUGGGCAGAAGACGCACCAGGAUAUCCUCGCGCUGUCAGACCAGCUUCACUGGCCACCAUGCCAUCGCCGGACGAACCGGAAACGAUCGAGCUAAGUCCGUCAACAUAUCCCCCGUGGCCAACUUGGGACAUGAGUGUGCCAGUCGACCACGUUCAAAUACGUUUCGCUGCAGCCGAGUUGAUGCGGAUGAAAGAAGCUGCACAAGAUAGCUUGCCAGACGACAUCAAAUCACUCCGAAUAUCUAGGCUUGAUGCAGUCCUGGCCCAUAUCUGGACUCUGAUGAACCGUGCGCGCGGCCAUGAAGGAAAACUUGGACAAGCGUAUCUGAACAUCACCUUGGGUCUUCGAAACCGCGUCGAUCCACCCCUACCGGAAACCUUUGUUGGAUCGCCUCUUCUCUUAGGAUACGUUGAGGAAACCGUCAACGAAGCUAGCUCAACCCAGCUUGGGCCCAUCGCCGGCGCUAUCAGGCAGAUGACGUCUCGCUUCACGCCAGACGCAGUGGCAGCUUAUAUUCAUGACGCUGCACACGAGGUCAGCCCUCAGCGUCUAUGGCAAGGCUUUUUGGGAACGUACCAUACACUCGUGACAUCCUGGGUGAGAGCCAAAACCUACGAGCUUGAUUUCCUUGGCACGGACGAGUCGGCUCGGUACGUCCAGGGCGUCAUGCCAAAGAUUGAUGGCUUGGUUCAGAUCAUGGAUGUUGCCGACACUGGUGACUUUGAUGUCAGUGUUUGUAUGCAAAGAAGUGCCAUGAACCGGCUUCUAAAGGACAGCGCACUCCGUCAAUAUGAGCAGGCGAGCAAAAGUUGA